Molecule: messenger RNA, 1449 nt
Organism: Penicillium riverlandense
Lineage: Eukaryota; Fungi; Ascomycota; Eurotiomycetes; Eurotiales; Aspergillaceae
Product: glutamine synthetase family protein
Exons: 5
Coding region: 1-1449 (482 amino acids)
Molecular function (GO): glutamine synthetase activity
Source: RefSeq, a predicted model, not a curated record
AUGAUAACUCCGACAAUGAUCACUCUCGAGACUCUCCCCAAUUUGCUUGCGGAUGACAUCAAAGUCAAGGUCGCCGGCAUCGACAGUGAUGGCGUCCUACGAGGAAAGGUCAUGUCAAAGGAAAAGUUCUUGGGCAUAAUGAAAAACGGUUUUGGAUUUAGCUCCGCUGUGUUCGGCUGGGAUAUGCAUGACAUGCUAUGGACGACAGAUGCUCGAGUCGCGCCUCCAGAGUCGGGAUAUGCGGACUUUCUAGCUGUUCCGGACCUGAAUUCAUUUCGUCGCCUUCCAUGGGAAGAGAACAUUCCUUUUUUUCUGGUCCGGUUUCUCAACGGCGGAAAGCCCGUUUCGGCGGACGGGAGGAGCAUGUUGAAGAGCAUCUGUGACCGGCUCGCAGAGAGCGGAUGCCAGGCUUUGGCAGGAGUCGAACUCGAAUUCAUGAACUUUCAGACUCCAUCCGAAGACGGAUAUGGUAGUUCUGUGCCACAACACCCUAACCUCGCUGCUUUCCUUGAGAAGAACGCCCCUAGCGCUCUGCGGCCGUUGACUCAGGGCAUGUUUUGCUACAGCUCAACACGUCCGGUUGCCAAUAAGAAAUACUUCUAUGACAUCUUCAAUACCUGUGCUCAGAUCAAUUGUGGAAUCGAGGGAUGGCACACUGAGGGUGGGCCCGGCGUAUAUGAAGCGGCACUAAAAGUGUGCGAAGUUAGCGAGAUGGCUGAUAAGGUUGCCAUGUUCAAAUUCCUCACCAAAUCUCUUGGAGUUGACCAUGGAGUCACGCCGUGCUUCAUGGCGAAACCCAUGCAGGGGAUGCCUGGUAGCUCUGGUCACAUCCACAUCUCACUUACCGACAACCAUGGUCAGAAUCUCUUCGCGAGAGAGACACCAGAAGAGAAUCCUCGGUGGGCCGACAUCGCCCACCUCUCUGAUACAGGCCGGCACUUCUUGGCUGGCCUGCUUGAAGCUCUACCCGAUAUUAUGCCACUAUUCGCCCCGACUGUCAACUCAUACAAACGCCUGGUGGAGAACUACUGGGCCCCGGUGCACAUCAGCUGGGGAUUGGAGGACCGCAUUGCAUCGAUACGCUUGAUUACACCUCCAGUCUGCAAGCCCGGUGCCACGCGCCUUGAAGUCCGUAUCCCCGGCGCGGAUCUGCAUCCGCACUUUGCACUUAGUGCUGUCCUUUCCGCAGGCUGGCGUGGUGUCCAGAAGAAACUGGAGAUCAACGUACCACCUAUGUCAGCGCGAAAACCGGGUGACCCACGCCCAGAACUACUUCCUAACACACUAGAUCUGGCUCUAGCACGAUUUUCAGCGCCGGAUAGCAUUUCUCGGGAGAUUUUGGAUGGAGAGUUUGUGAGUUUCUUUACGGCGACUAGACAGCAUGAGUUGGGUCUCUGGAAGGAGGCAGUGACUGAUUGGGAGCUGAAGCGUUAUAUUGAAAUUGUUUAG